Periconia digitata is the source of this 849-nucleotide messenger RNA. NCBI's taxonomy places the organism in Eukaryota, Fungi, Ascomycota, Dothideomycetes, Pleosporales, Periconiaceae. The record is from the annotation of a GenBank genome assembly.
CUCAAUGUUCUUCCUAGGUUGUAUCGCUCAUGUGCUAGACCAAUACUGUGUGGCCUGCGACUCUGCUAUUAGAUUUGGCAUGAGAGGUACUGAGAAAGAAAAUGUGAAAUAUUCCGAAUUACAUGACUGGAAGCCAGCAGCUUUGGUACAUGUGCUCGACAUUUCAAGUUCAUAGGCGAGGACAUCGCAGCUACGCCGCAUUAGCUCAUACUAUUGCUGUCUUCUCAAUCAGUGGAACACAGAGACCAAGUUGGACCAAGACUUCCGAUUUCCUCUUUUCUUUGCAUAUUACGACAUGCUUGGAUCAUUGCACUUCUGCAAUCCAGCUGUUGCUGUGAAGAAUUUAUUUCGCGGUAUUACUUCAUGAGAUCACUAGAGACAUCUCGGUGACGGGAUUGGUCAGUUAACCGAUACGCCAAGAACCACACAGAACUUCCUAAACUCAGUCGCCCCUCCCCUUCACAACCUUCCGCGUCCACGCUCUCGCUCAGCCCAUUGUACAAGUCCACGCCGGAACAUCCAGAAAAACAACUCUCCAUAAUCCAUCAACAUGGUUCUCGCAGUUGACCUCCUCAACCCCAGCCCGGCCGCUGAGGCCAAGAAGCACAAGCUCAAGACCCUCGUGCCCGCCCCCCGAUCCUUCUUCAUGGACGUCAAGUGCCCCGGCUGCUUCACCAUCACCACCGUCUUCUCACACGCCAACACCGUCGUUGUCUGCCAAGGCUGCUCGCAGGUGCUGUGCCAACCUACCGGUGGCAAGGCACGAUUGACCGAGGGCUGCUCUUUCCGAAGGAAGUAGACGAUUCCAGUGGGAGCGAUGACAGGAGGAUGAUGGUUUACGACGACAAU